Messenger RNA from Acanthosepion pharaonis, 462 nucleotides. The record is from the annotation of a GenBank genome assembly. Lineage: Eukaryota; Metazoa; Mollusca; Cephalopoda; Sepiida; Sepiidae.
AUGCCGAAGGUACGCAGAAGUAAAAAACCUCCACCAGAAGGAUGGGAACUUAUUGAACCAACUUUAGAUGAAUUGGACCAGAAGAUGAGAGAAGUGGAAACUGAACCGCAUGAAGGUAAAAGGAAAGUCGAAGCCUUGUGGCCCAUCUUCAGAAUUCAUCACCAGCGAUCUCGAUACAUUUAUGACCUUUUUUACAGACGACAUGCCAUAAGUAGAGAACUUUAUGAAUAUUGUUUACGAGAAGGCAUAGCAGAUAAGAAUCUGAUAGCAAAAUGGAAGAAGCAAGGCUAUGAAAACCUGUGCUGUUUGCGCUGUAUCCAAACAAGAGACACAAACUUUCAAACAAAUUGUAUAUGUCGAGUGCCAAAGAGCAAAUUGGAAGAGGGCAAAAUUGUAGAGUGUGUCCUUUGUGGCUGUCGUGGAUGCUCAGUUGAUUUGGGGUUCAUCUUGAUGCAUCUUUAG